AGACCCAAACAGUGAAACAGGACUCCGCCAGGAAUGCAUCAGCAAAAUGUGGAGUCUAGCAGUCAACACGUCUCAUACACUCUCUACUUUCUGUAUUUCUGAGUUUUACAAAAGAAGCUCGUGGUGAAGGGGUAGAGGUUAAGUUAAGUGUACUUUUGAAUCACUAUCUAACCCUUUAGCAUCAGUACAUUUGCACUGUGCCAGCCUGUUAGGUGUCACGUACUGGGCACUCGUGUGUCUACAGGCAGACAGUAUGGCAGAUAUCGAGUCCUCUUUUGAAUUCAGCUCAUCUUUUACUAGUUCCUCGCUGCCUCCCCCAAGGACGCGAAUCUUUAAGAUCAUCGUCAUCGGAGACUCCGGAGUCGGCAAGACGUGCCUCACCUACAGAUUCUGUGCGGGCAAGUUUCCAGACAAGACUGAGGCUACUAUCGGGGUGGAUUUUAGGGAGAAGAUCGUCGAAAUAGACGGCGAGAAAAUCAAGGUCCAGUUGUGGGACACUGCAGGCCAGGAGCGCUUCCGUAAGAGCAUGGUGCAGCAUUACUACCGUAAUGUCCAUGCUGUGGUGUUCGUUUAUGAUGUCACAAAUGCUGCUAGUUUCCGGAAUCUUCCGGCGUGGAUCGAGGAGUGCCGUCAUCAUGCUCUGGGUCAGGAGGUGCCCAGAAUCCUGGUCGGCAACAAAUGUGACCUGCGCCACGCCGCUCAAGUAAGCACUGAUGUAGCACAGCAGUUUGCUGAUGCCCACUCAAUGCCUCUGUUCGAGACCUCAGCCAAGAACCCCUUUGGAAACGAUGAUGGCAGUCGGAACAAUAGCGACCAUGUCGAGGCCAUUUUUAUGACUGUGGCGCACAAGCUGAAAUCUCAGAAACCACUGAUGUUAAGCCAGCCACCUAGCCGAGCGGGAGAUACGGUCACUCUUAGGAGGCGGGAGGAGGAGGACAGGGGAGCCUGGGGUUGUAGCUGCUAAUGAAGCAGAGUCUGUGCAAGCCUGGAAGUGCAGAAAGGGGAGGAGCCACACUUUACUGGGCGGGGCCAACAUCAGUGAAGCUGCACAGAGGCAGAUUUAAUGCUUACGUUAUCUGUGAAAAGGAGGUCUGGGAUUGUUAAAAUAAGGACAGAGGAGUAUUAUAUUGAGGGAGAUGUAAACCAUUGUCUAGAUUUUUGUAUCUGAUGUGCAGAAUCGGGCCAUUAUUCAAAAAGGAAAUGGCACCAGAAAAUGGUCUCUCUAUGGCUGUCCAGAUGCUUUUACGUGCAUUUAUGCCCACCUUACAUAUCCCAGCUUCAAACUAUCGUACAGUAGCCUCUAUCUAGCUCUUGUACCUCCCCACUAUCACUGCCACACACUCGCCACAGAUGAAAAAAUUCACCUACUAGAUUUUGCUUUUAGUUUUAGUGCAAUAGUGCACAGGGGAAUUGAAAGGUGAAAUCAUCAUGUACAAGAUGAUGUCUUUUUCAUUACAUCUAUGAAACAAUUUUCAUGCCAAAAUUAGAUAAAUUGUUUAGUAAAAUCACUUGCCUCCUAGUUGAAAUGCCAAAUCUGGUUUAGUCUGUUUAUUUCUGGUUCGUUCUCUCCCUUUCUCUUACCACCACACAUGCAGGCACUUCCUGUGAAAGUUGUAAGUUCUCUCAAGGGAAAAGUCUAACCAUCAAACACACUCUGAAAAAUGCAGAUUAUUUGUUAUAAGUGCUGCUAAUAGAGAGAAACAAGGGAUGAAUGUAGAGGAAUAUUCUGGGUUCAAUACAAGUUUAGCUCAAUCAACAGCAUUUGUGGCAUAAUGUUUAUUUCCACAAAAAUAAUUAUGAAUAAUCUCUCAUUUGUAAUCCUUACAGUGAAUCAGUUCAAAAUUGUGGAUGUGUGAAAGGCAGCUGUUAAAAUGACUGCUGGUAAAAAGGGACAGUAAUUCACUGUGAUAUUUACUUAAGUAUCCAUAAUCAGGUGUAGGAUGUAUUACUCUAGACAUAUUACAUUAUAUCUCGCAGCUUUACUAGGCAAAAUGAAACACAUCUGUCAAGUAUUUAAUAGAUUAGUUGUCAAAUACACACCUUGUGUUACACAUGGCAUCUGCGCUGUGCAUGGCAUUGCUCUGACAGUUCCACGGUCAGUCUCUCAUUCACUGUAAUCGGCUGUAAUUUACAAUACUUCACAGUUGCUAAUGGAGAAAUUUAUUCCCCCUGUGGCCAUUUUAGUCACUCUACACAGGCAUGUUGCACACCGUAUUCAGUACAAUAAAGGAAUAUUCAUUGUCUUUAAUGUAUUUAAUGUCACCACAGCAGGUACUGUGGAUUGCGUCAAAGAAGCCUCAGGCACCACCUGUUUUAUUUGUUUGGGGAAUUGUCAAAAAAGUUGAAGAGGUUUGCAUAUGAAUUCCAAUUAAAGUGAAAUGAAUUAAAAGGAGCAUGUGAUUGUUGUGGAAUUUUGCAUGGUUAAUGAUGGCUCUGAAAUAUGUUAGUGCAAAGUAUUCAAUACUUACUAAAGAAAUAACUGUUUGUGCUAAAUGUGUUGAUCCUGGGUGCUUUCUUGUAUACUUGACAGAAGAAUUAUUGUAUUGUUUUAACUGCCGGAAGCACCAUGAAGUGGAUCAUUUUUGGUAUAUCAACAGGCUUCUGUGGUAAUGAUCUUAUGAAGUUUAUGAUGCUGGAGUGGUCUUGAUAAACCUUUUAUGGCUCUGGGUUCACUUGUUUGUCAAUAUUGAGUUUUCUCUUCACCAAAAGUACAAUUUCAAGCAUUCUUAUUUUCUCUGUUUCACAAUAACAUAGUUUAUAAUAUUAAGAAUGUGCAAAUCUCAAAAAGCUAUGUGAAAUGAAACUUCCAAGUUAUGCAUACAAUAUGUGGCAUGUAAUUGAGUGCUCAAUAUUACUAAUUAUUAUUCUCAGUUAAAGUUUGUUAUACAUCUUUUCAACCAAAGUUUGUGAGCAAUUCAUGCUACCAGGGGUCAACAGCUGAUAAAAUAGCACCUUGCAAUGCCAAAACACAAGCAUGCAAAUCAUAUAUAUCUUUACUAAUCAUUUUGCUGAUAAAACCUGUCUUUAGUGUUGGUGAGGUAGAGUGAUAAUUUUGAGGAACAAUAUUAUUUCAAUCGGUAUCCACUGUAAUCAAAUGGGUACAUAAGAAAUCAUCCUUGUUUCCGUUUUGGUUUAAACAGUUAUGUUAAAAGAAUAAAGCAUCACCUCUUUGAAUUCCACCAGAAUGGUGUUGCGUCUUUUUUUGUUUAGCACGAUCAAAAAUCUCUGGACUCGAAUUGUGUGAUAUUAAGUUCUGGCUUACAUAGCGAAAACAUUCACUUUACUUAUUUAUUUUUUGCCUUAAUGAAUAAACCUCUUAUUUUGAAUAUGAGAGGAGCACCAACAUUGAAAUGCAUAAUAAAAACUGAAAUUGCUGGGUUUGAUCAGUCUGAUCUCAGUCAUUCAGAAGGAGCCAUUUGUAGGUUUAUAACCACAAAGAGGCAAUUCUUACCAUUUUUAAAGCUGAUGUGAAAAGAAAUAUUUCUUGUAUCCCAGCUUAAUAAGCAACUAUAAGUAAGCCAUUUGUAUGUUGAUUUCACCUAAAAGUGUUACUCUGUGGCGCUAUUAUAACAAUCCUGUUUGAGUGAUCCAUCCAACCCAACAGCAAUAUU
This is a messenger RNA of Myxocyprinus asiaticus (Chinese sucker), 3611 nucleotides long. Its product is annotated as ras-related protein Rab-33B-like. Lineage: Eukaryota; Metazoa; Chordata; Actinopteri; Cypriniformes; Catostomidae. Gene Ontology annotation, cellular component: Golgi apparatus; endosome. Gene Ontology annotation, molecular function: GTP binding; GTPase activity. Gene Ontology annotation, biological process: Rab protein signal transduction. The record is from RefSeq and is a predicted model, not a curated record. Bases 254 to 964 code for a protein of 236 amino acids. The transcript is spliced from 2 exons.